CUGGUCUUACUAGUACUUACUAGUCUUUUUCUAAAAGCCAGUAAUUUUCUCUUUGGGAAAAAUAUUAAAACUUCUUAUAUUAUUUAACCUCAAAGUGGAUGUGACGUGUUAAAGCGACAAUACCUGUCAUAAUAUAGUCGAAAUAUUUUUAGACUUUUACAGUAUUUUGGAGAAAUGUGUUUACCUUUACCUACAGCUCUUGUAAAUAAAUACAAAUAGCAACUACUACAUAUCUUUACCCCGAAUAAAUUAUAGGCAUGGCCAAUAAUUUAGAACACAACUUACAGCCAUCUGAGCUGGAAUCCUAUGCACUUAAUAAACAAGGGAAAGGGAACAAUAACCAAAACGGCAACUCCUACGAAAAUGUAGAAUUUAGAAAUUUCGAUACAAUAGACGUGGAAGUCAAAGACUCAUCAACAACGUACAACGUUGAUAAACUUUGCUUGUCACGUGGCAUUACGAUUAAAAAACUCCAAAAUGAGAACAAAAAAUUGAAAAACGAUUUGGAAAAAGCUGGUGUCGAUCUCGAAUCGUCUAGAAGAACGUUCGAAGCUGUAACAGGCGAGUUAAAGAAGCAAUUAGACGUGGCACAGAAACGGGAAUCUGAAGGAAUAGCAACGACGCUCGACUUGCGUUUGGAAAAUGAGAAAUUGCAUGUUUUAUUGGAAUCCAAGCAGAGUUUGGUUGACAAACUGAAGAAGGAGUUGUUGAAUGUGAAACGUGCGCUGAAGGUGGCGAUUAAAGACAUCUGCACCGUCUCCGGGGCAUCGCAGGGUUUCAAUGGUGGUCUCGAGGAUCGUCCUUAUAGCGCCCGGAGCCCAUGUCCCAGAAGCUCCAAAGUCAAGGUCAAGGUCAGAUUCGCGGACAAUAACUCGGACUCUCCGAAGAACAGGCAAACUUAGGUUUUUUCAUUAAAGUUAGGUAUAUAUUCGAAUAUAUAGUGUGUACUUUGGAUAUAACCGCAAACUUAGACAAGACGUAGGUUUUAGUGCUAUAAAACAAUUCCACAA
Messenger RNA from Cydia pomonella (codling moth), 1010 nucleotides. RefSeq lists its product as uncharacterized. Lineage: Eukaryota; Metazoa; Arthropoda; Insecta; Lepidoptera; Tortricidae. The coding region runs from base 258 to 902 and encodes 214 amino acids. The record is from RefSeq and is a predicted model, not a curated record. The transcript has 2 exons.